CUCGACGCGACCGUGGAAAACAAAACCGCGUCUACCUACCAGGUGAUAAUCAUGUCCCUGAUACAACCCAGCACUCAGCCAAAAGCCUCUCAGAAAGCGUCGGGGCGUCGCAAUGAGAACAACAAGCUAUAUGCCAACCCCCUCCCAAUCAUCUUCGCCGAAGAACAGUCAUCUGCUGUCUGGCACAAGGCUCUCGGUUUACUACUGGGUGUUUCUCUGACCCGGGUUCUGAACCCUCAUUGUGAAGGUGUCUUUGAUGCUACGACGCGCUCGGUAUGGGUGACAGAUAUGAAACAAGCCAUGACGCUGUGGCAGAGAGGGUUCUUUGGCAAGGGAGACUUGUCCCGGAGUGAACCCAGCUGGCUAGCACGUCAGAUAAAUGCCAGAAAACAAGCGAGGACCGACCUCACAUCCGAGGAGGUGACCGCAAAACGCAGGGCUGAACGCAAACAGUUUAAGCUUGAUCGCGCAAAAGCGAUGGCAGCAGCUGCAGCAGAAGCCGAAGCUGCAUUUAGAGAGGAGGGCCGUGUAAUAUCGACGGUAUAUUCAGCGGAUGGAACGCGCAUUAUACCCUCUGCGGCGACCUGGAAACCAAGUCAAACGCUACCAGAAUCACCACGAGCAUCCUCCCCCGCUGAAAGCGAGGACGAGGACGACAACGAUGUGCCCAUCGAGAAUGUGGAGCAUCUCCAGCUUACACUCUCCGAGGCAUUCUUUCUCCUGUGGAACCUGGACUGCCUGUCUGUCACGCAUCCGGAAACGGGUGAUGCACUCUCCCUCAAUCAGAUAUGGUGUGCAUUCCAGAAUGCACACGUUCCAUCGCCAAGUCUAUCCUCGAAUCUCGAUCCUCCAGCCCGCCGCUUUGACAAUCCCUUUCUCGUCAACUACGUCGCAUAUCAUCACUACAAGUCCCUAGGCUGGGUCGUGAAAAACGGUAUCAAGUUCUGUGUAGACUACCUCUUGUAUAAACGUGGGCCCGUCUUUUCCCAUGCGGAAUUUGCCAUCGUCGUGUGCCCUGUAUAUGAAGAUCCGGCUGAUCAGGAGUCCUCUCCGUUCCAACUCCAAAACACGUCCCCAUUCUCUUGGUCGUGGCUAAGCACGCUCAAUCGUGUGAACGCUCAGGUCCAAAAGACGCUCAUCUUGUCAUACGUGACCAUCCCUGCUCGUUCCCGGGUACCUGACACUGUCUUGUCAUCGCCUGCUUGCUUUAACCACUACUCUGUACGGGAGGUCAUAGUCAGACGGUUCAUUCCAGCUCGUAUGCGAGACUAGCUUAGGUUGUGCACCUGUGAUCAACCCUCAUGUAUCAAAGAAUUUUUCAAC
Molecule: messenger RNA, 1323 nt
Organism: Pisolithus orientalis
Lineage: Eukaryota; Fungi; Basidiomycota; Agaricomycetes; Boletales; Pisolithaceae
Exons: 5
Coding region: 52-1272 (406 amino acids)
Biological process (GO): tRNA splicing, via endonucleolytic cleavage and ligation; tRNA-type intron splice site recognition and cleavage
Cellular component (GO): tRNA-intron endonuclease complex
Molecular function (GO): tRNA-intron lyase activity; nucleic acid binding
Source: RefSeq, a predicted model, not a curated record